AUGACGAUACAGCCGGCGAACAGCAUCUCGUGGUCAGGUGGCGUGGCAGUGCCAGAUGAGCAGCUUGGAGUUCAGAAAUUGGAUGAGGCCAUGAACGUGCUGACAGAUUUGUUAGGCGAGCUCGAGUUGGAGUUCACAGAUGCGCCAAUUGCAACAAAGAAAGAUGCCAAGUCGACGGGGACGUUGGACACAGCACUCAGCGUUCUCCACCAGCAGCUGGCGGAACUGGAAAAUGACUUGCGGAAGCGCAGUCAGGUGGCGGAGUCGGUUUCACAAAGCCUCGAUCUAGCAAGCACUCAGCCAGCCAUCGUUCAGGAGACAUCGCAUCUCAAAGUAGGUGACAACCGGGAAAUUCUGGCCAAAGUGCUUCCGACUCCGCCGCCCCAGCCGGCAGCGAUUUGUCAAAGGUCACAAUCCCCCAGUGGCUGGACAUGGCGGCUUCCGCCCGGAACACAACAGUUCGUGCCAUCACCAAGGCAUAGCAUGACCAACAGCCCUGGCGCGCUGGCGGCGCGCCAACCGCGCGGUCAGGUGCUGAUGGUGCAACCGCAAGCGCAAGUGCCCCAAACCAUGCCUUUGCAGCGCAGUUCAACGCCUAUGGCGCCUAAGGAUGCCUGGUCCAAGCCAGUGAGCCCUGCGCAAGCCAUGGCCAACGCAGCUAUCUCUGCAACGGCCAAUCUGGCACCCACAGCGCCAGCGACCGCUCCUGUACUUGGUAGGGCCCUCAGCCCAGCACCAGGAGUGGGAGCAAGGCCGACGCCUUUGCCCUUCGUUCCGGCGUCGUGCUGUUGGAGAUCACCCUCCGAAGGCCGAGUACCUGGAGCCUUUGGCAUUCGUCCUGACGCUCAGUCGCCCAUGAGGAGGAGGCAAGAGGAGAUGCCAUCACCUGCGAGUCGGCAAGGCUUCAGGUCACCCUCACCACGGCAGAGCGGCCGCGGUGGCACCCCAGGCUUCGGCACGACGACGACCUCCCCAUGUAACAUCUCCAGAGCUGGACGCUCGCCCUCAGAGGGCCGCGUGACCUAUGGAGGCAGCGUGCCUCGGGGUGCCUGGGCCCGUGGAGAUCCUCGUUCAUCCUUCAGGAGAGAGGCUACUACUGGCGCACAUUCCUUCAAUCUUUGUCAAUCCGCUUCCAUGACCAGUAGCCAUCCAUCCUUCUGCGCAUCUCAAAGUGUCAUGGGAGGCGGAGGCUUCAACACCGCACCAGCACCAGCUGCUUCCUAUAUCGUGGAUCUUGCGGAUCCCAUCGAUCAGAUGCUUGGUAACGCCCUGCGCUCACUGGACGCGGCAGCAGCCUCCAAGCUCAUGCUCCGGCGGCUGGCUCCGGGACGCUAUGAGAUCGACGGUCGGAAGGUCACCGUGCGCUGGUCGGAGCAGGGGGCAGGCCUGGUGGCGAUUGAAGACGAGGUCUUGGACCCUCGUGGCUCCGCCAUGCCGUUGAGGGCAUAUCUGGGGCAGGCGGGCAACGUGGUCGCCUCCCUGAGUGGACAACGGGCUGACAUGCCCAAGAUUGCGCGCGUUCCAAAGAGUCAGCGGCUCACAUUUGACGACAAGCAGGCCGAGAAGAAUUUGGCGGCACAAAUCGAGAAGUUGGGUAGUGAGCGCUGUGAGUCCAUGCGUCUGGCAGUGGAACAAGCGAGACUUCGGGAAGAAGCGGCCGAAGCAUAUGAGAAGCUGACGCAGGGUUUCGCGCCCUCACGCAUCCUGGCGCCGUCCCCGCCGGCGAACCGCAUGAGUCUCUGA
Cladocopium goreaui is the source of this 1743-nucleotide messenger RNA. Lineage: Eukaryota; Dinophyceae; Suessiales; Symbiodiniaceae. The record is from the annotation of a GenBank genome assembly.